AUGGUGGGGGAGGUGGAGGAAGGUGAAGGGAAAGGGAAGAGUGGUGGCGGUAAGUCGUCAGAGCUCGUUAUUUCAAGAAAGCAAUCUGGGGCGACGGAUUGGCUGAGUAACUUCCGCAGGGAUUUAAUGGCGGGGGCAUUGAUGGGGGGUGUGGUGCACACGAUUGUGGCUCCUCUAGAGCGGGCCAAAUUGCUGCUGCAGACCCAGGAGAGUAACAUGGCAAUUUUGACAGGUGGGCCCCAUAGGAGGUUCAAGGGGAUGGUAGAUUGCAUUGUUCGUACAGUCAGAGAAGAAGGAGUUUUCUCCCUGUGGAGAGGCAAUGGCAGCAGUGUCAUCAGAUAUUACCCCUCUGUUGCCCUCAAUUUCUCUUUCAAGGAUCUCUACCGGAACAUUCUCCGCGGCUACUCAAAAGAAGUUGGCUUUUUAUCUGGUCCAUCUGCCAAUUUCCUUGCGGGGUCCGCAGCUGGUUGCACGACAUUAAUCAUCAUCUAUCCACUUGAUAUUGCCCAUACACGCCUUGCUGCCGACCUUGGAAGAACCGAGGCUCGCCAAUUCAGGGGCAUACGUCACUUCCUGCGUACCAUACGUGAGAAAAAUGGAAUUCCAGGGAUUUACAGUGGACUUCCUGCCUCUCUGCAGGGAAUAGUUGUACAUCGUGGCCUGUAUUUUGGUGGUUUUGAUACCAUAAAAGAGAGGAUGUCAGAAAAAUCCGAGCUAGAUGUUACAUUGUGGAAGCGUUGGGUUGUGGCUCAGGCGGUUACGACAUCUGCUGGAUUGAUAUCUUAUCCAUUAGAUACUGUUAGAAGGCGGAUGAUGAUGCAGUCAGGCUUAGAACAGCCAAUGUACCAUAGCACAUUGGAUUGUUGGAGGAAGAUAUACAAGAUGGAGGGUUUAUCCUCAUUUUAUCGUGGAGCACUGUCGAAUAUAUUUAGGAGUACAGGUGCAGCAGCUGUUUUGGUUUUGUACGACGAGGUCAAGAAGACUUUGGAUUGGAGCAGAUUAUAG
Messenger RNA from Fraxinus pennsylvanica, 1005 nucleotides. The record is from the annotation of a GenBank genome assembly. Lineage: Eukaryota; Viridiplantae; Streptophyta; Magnoliopsida; Lamiales; Oleaceae.